Molecule: messenger RNA, 1809 nt
Organism: Linum tenue
Lineage: Eukaryota; Viridiplantae; Streptophyta; Magnoliopsida; Malpighiales; Linaceae
Source: the annotation of a GenBank genome assembly
AUGAUGCGAAGAUUCCGUUGCUCUUUAUCAGCUCUUGAAACAUUCUGCGGUUCCAAUCCCGUCUCCGCAAGCAUUUCUCCUUCAGUUCCCCGUACUUCGGCAGUCGCUGGUUUCAUUGCGCCCAGAUUUCCCUUCAAGAAUGAUUGGCGUUUGUAUUGUACUCAAAUGGCUGUUGUGUCAGAGCAAACCCUUAGUCCAGCUAGGAGGCGCAAUGACCUUAUCGAGCUCCACACCGAAAGACUGUGCGAAACUAUAUUGGGAACCUCCGAUUCAUUACAGCCCAAGCAGAAUCUUCACAUGGAGGAAGCACUGGAGCAGCUUGGUUUACAACUCACCACUGAUUUGGUCCUCGAGGUUCUUCACAGGCUUCGUUACGAUGAAAAGACGGCAUUCAGAUUCUUCACAUGGGCAGGGCGGCAGGAAGAUUAUGCGCACGAGGCUUGUGCUUACAACGAAAUGAUGGACAUUUUGUCGAGCACCAAGUACAAAGUGAAGCAAUUUCGGAUUGUGUGUGAUAUGCUGGAUUACAUGAAGAGGAGCAAUAGGAAGAGUGUUCCCGUGGAGGUUCUGUUGAAGAUUUUGACAGAUUACACGUUGAAGUACCUCACCCAUGUUCAGAAAUUUGCUAAGAAGAAGAGGAUUCGGGUGAAGACUCAGCCAGAGAUCAAUGCUUUCAACUUGCUUCUGGAUGCUUUGUGCAAGAGCUGUCUCGUUGAGGAUGCUGAAGCUUUGUUUAAAAAGUUGAAGAGUAAGAUUAAGCCAGAUAGCAAUACGUAUAACAUCUUGUUCUUCGGGUGGUGCAGAGUUAGGAACCCGACUAGAGCUAUGAAGGUUCUCGAUGAAAUGAUCGAGCUCGGUCUCCCACCUGAUAACUUUACUUAUAAUACCGCUAUCGAUUCAUUUUGUAGAGCUGGCAUGGUGGACGAGGCUGCUGGUCUAUUUGAGUUCAUGAGAACCAAAGGUUCGACACUUUCUUCUCCUACUGCAAAGACUUAUGCAAUAAUGAUUGUAGCUCUAGUUCAGAAUGAUAGAAUGGAUGAGUGCUCGAAACUUAUAGAACAUAUGACUGCAAGUGGUUGCCUUCCAGACGUCCCAACAUACACAGAAAUGAUUGAAGGAAUGUAUACAGCUGGCAAGACGGAUGAAGCAUACCGGUUUUUGAAAGAGAUGGGAGACAAAGGUUAUCCUCCUGAUAUAGUUACUUACAACUGUUUCCUAAAUGUGCUUUGCAAGAACAAAGAAGCUGAUGCAGCACUCAGGCUGUAUGGGCAAAUGUUUGAGGUUGAGUGUCUGCCUAGUGUGCAGACGUAUAACAUGCUGAUCUCUAUGUUUUUUAAGAUGGAUGAUUAUGAUGGUGCUUGUGAGAUUUGGGAUGAAAUGGAGAAAAGAGGGUGCGAUAGAGAUGUCGAUACCUAUAGUGUGAUGAUUGAUGGGCUCUUCCAUUGCAAUAAGAUGGAGGAUGCAUGUUGUCUUGUAGAAGAGAUUGUUGAUAAGGGCAUGAAGCUGCCUUAUCGGCAGUUUGACUCCUUCCUCAUGCAGCUUUCAGUGACUGGUUUGGAGCAACAGUUGCCAGUUCAACUUGGGGGGAAUUUUGUUUCCUCGAGAGGAACUCCAGGGACGCAAGCCAGCAUGCAAGAGUGCAGGCACAUGGCAAGCUGUUCGUUUAUCGCACAAUGUUGGUUGCUACAAGGCAUUUUGUACUCUAGAGGCUGGUGCGAGUUUCAGAACGAGAUUGUGGAUGAGCAACAUUGUCCGCCUUCCAUAGACUUGGAAGGUCAAAAUGCGCAUUAUGAAGAUAUCUCGUGUUAA